Pochonia chlamydosporia 170 is the source of this 1974-nucleotide messenger RNA. RefSeq names its product ankyrin. Gene Ontology annotation, molecular function: protein binding. Bases 1 to 1974 code for a protein of 657 amino acids. NCBI's taxonomy places the organism in Eukaryota, Fungi, Ascomycota, Sordariomycetes, Hypocreales, Clavicipitaceae. The record is from RefSeq and is a predicted model, not a curated record. The transcript has a single exon.
AUGGCUAUCUUCCUAAAUUUAUCCAACGAGCUGAUACUUGCCUUGGCGUCAUAUCUGCAGGACUCAAAGGACAUCGCCUCUCUCUUAUCUGUCAACAGGCGACUCCAUCAACUUCUAGCUUUACAACUUUUCAAACACGAUGCCAGGCAACCCAAUGGCUCUUUUGCACUGCCGUGGGCUGCGAAAAAUGGUCGUAUCGAAACACUACAGCUUGCCAUCUCGGCAGGAGCUAAGCCUCCUAAGAAUACUGCAAUUCUUGUGUCAGCAGCGGAGGGCGGUCACACCAAAGUCGUCGAAGCUCUACUAGAUUUGCCUGGUAUUAGGGUAGAGGACGAAGACGAAGAGUACCAAACGGCGCUUGGAGUCGCUGCGAAAGGGGGGCAUGCCCAGAUUGUGGCGGCCCUUCUGGAUAAAGGGGCAAAUAUAGCAGUGCCCUCUGAAGUUGACAUGUCACCGCUCGACUGGGCAGCAUACAGUGGCAGUGUCGAGGUCAUCAAGAUUCUGUUGGCUCAUGGAGCCGACGUCAAUAAGGGUUGCACGAUACUGCGACCGCCCUUGUUUUGGGCAGCACAAGCUGGUCAAGAUGAUGCCGUCAGGUUUCUACUCGAUCACGGAGCCUCGAUGACAUUUCGGACGGUAAAUAACUGGCAAGCGAUACAGGAAGCCGCCAAGUCAGGGCACGCCAACGUCAUCAAGACACUCAUCGAGCAUGGAGCUGAUCCCCUCGGCGAUUAUUCAAAUGGCUGCACACCAUUGUGCUUGGCAGCGGAAAAUUGUCACUUGGAGGCGGUGAAAAUGCUCCUAGAUAAAGGGGGUGCUGCUCAGCUGACUGGCGAGAGCGGCUCAAGAGUAUUACGAGCCGCCGCUGCCGGCGGUGAUACAGAGGUGGCAGAGCUACUUCUUCUUCAGGGAGUAGAUGUUACGCUGAUGAGUGAUGGGUUCACGGCACUACACUCGGCGGUGAAUUUAAGUCAGUUGGACAUGGCCAAGCUGUUACUCGCGCGUGGCGCUGAGAUUGACGUCAGUGGGCAGAUGGGGUGGACGGCGUUGCAUUAUGCAGCUGAUAAUGGAGAUGUCGAGACAGUCAAGAUGUUGCUUUCCAAGAACGCGGAUGCUACUGUUGUCACUGAAGCUGGUGAAAGUGCCUUGCAACUUGCCGUUGCUGGAGAUAACAUAGAUGCUGCGAGAAUUCUGCUUGCCAAUGGCAACAACGAGAUAUUGCAGUCGCGAGAUCAUGAAGGUCAAACCGCCUUGCAUAAUGCUGCAGAGCAGGGAUACGAAUCAGUAAUCGAACUUCUUCUUGAUCAUGGUGCAAAUCCAACCAUCAAGGACUUAUCUGGUGAUACUGCCUUGCACCUAGCAGCAUAUCACCGCCAGCUAGGAGCAGUUCAGGCACUACUCAAGGCAAAGUCAAUUGACGUUGAUGCGAAAAAUGACAACGGCAGAUCAGCCCUCUUUCUGGCCGCAGCGAAAGGACAUACAGAUAUAUUCAUCCUGUUACUUUCUCAUCAUGCCAAUCCCGAGACCAAGGAUAGCUACCAGUGCAGUGUUCUACUUGCCGCAGUGCGAAACAACAGCUGCAGGAUUAUUGCACACUUGCUGUUUAACAAGCUGGUUGAAACUCCUAGCGCCUUUUCUGCGAUAGAUUUCUUCGGACGGACGCCCAUGUGGUGGGCAAAAUCCAUUGGGAUUCCAGGCCUAAUUGCAGAUCUAACAGAUCACGGCGAUUCCGAGGAUAUAACCGCAUUGCCGAGCCUAGUAGAGUUCCGUGGCUCAACUACUAACGGAGACCGGGAUGCCCACUGUUGCAGUGUCUGUACGAGGUGCACUAUUCGGGAUACAACUUUGCUGUGGUGCACGAGGUGUGACGGAAGACGGUACUUUAUAUGUGUUGACUGUCAGGACGCUGGUGUGACGAAAUGUCGUCACAGGACGCAUCGUUUGCGAGAACAUUUGUGCGAAGAAUAUGAGUGA